This is a messenger RNA of Cynoglossus semilaevis (tongue sole), 5109 nucleotides long. Its product is annotated as capping protein, Arp2/3 and myosin-I linker protein 3-like. The record is from RefSeq and is a predicted model, not a curated record. Gene Ontology annotation, biological process: regulation of Arp2/3 complex-mediated actin nucleation; cell migration. Gene Ontology annotation, cellular component: plasma membrane; lamellipodium. NCBI's taxonomy places the organism in Eukaryota, Metazoa, Chordata, Actinopteri, Pleuronectiformes, Cynoglossidae.
AGUGUUGUAGAGGGACACAGGAGCAGACAUGGCUUCUAAAGAGAUCAUUGCCUCUGGAUUCGUCAGUGUGAACAAGGACAUCACAGAGAGCAUCAGGAAGAUAAUUGAUAAAUCAACUAUCAAGUUCAUCUGCAGCAUCAAGGUUGACGCUAAAAAUGGGAAAACAGAGGACAGGAUUCUGGUUCUCACAACAUGGCGUCUCUAUUUCCUGGCUCCAAAGAUUCCUGCAAAGGCAGAAUCCACAUUCAACUUCUUGGAGAUUCGGGCUUUGAACUCUCAUCCUGAACACCAGGUUAUCAUUGACACUGACAAGUCCACCUACUCCCUGAGGUUUGAAUCACGGAAACACGUCAGUCAUGUGGUCAGCCAUAUCAACUUCGCCCUUUCUCGAAUAUUCAACAACUCAAUCUUUGCCCCUUCCAUCUGUCACUCCGACAGUGACCUUUCUGAUGGUAGCAAGAAGUAUUCGCCCAGCUCAGAGACGUCGGUGGAAACCCAGAGAGCCUGCGGAGGCUUCUCUGAAACCUAUGCUGCUCUGUGUGACUACAAUGGCAUCAGCUGCAAAGAGGAAGUGCAGUGGGACGUGGACACCAUCUAUCACUCCCAGGACAACCGAGAGUUCAACCUGUUGGACUUCAGCCACCUGGAGAGCAGGGAUUUGGCAGUAAUUGUUGCAUCCAUGGCAUACAACACCUGGUUCACCAAACUCUACUGCAAAGAUCUGCGCAUAGGAUCAGAGGUCACAGAACAAGUUCUUCAUACGGUCAGCAAAUCUUCGAGCCUUGAGGAGAUCACGCUGGAAAAUGCUGGGUUGAAGUCGGACUUCCCCCAGAAAAUGUCAACUGCUCUGUCAGAAAACCCUGCAUCUGUCAUCCACUCCCUCAAUCUGGCACAUAACUCACUGGACAACCAAGGUGUGUCCAACUUAAUCCAGCAGGUGUGUCGCCUCAGCAAAGGCCUUAAAAUUAGCAUGUGCAAGACCUCUCUCACCUCCAAAGGUGUGGUGUCUCUCUCACAGGCUCUGUGCUCCACUGAUGAGUACUCCAACUCCCUCCUGCACCUGGACCUGAGCAAGAAUCCAGGUGUCCUCUCAGGAGACGACGCCUCGAACUUGUAUCUUUUCUUGUCUCAGCCCAACUGCCUGGUCCAUUUGGACCUGUCAGGCACAGAUUGCUAUGUGGACUCGCUAUUUGGGGCUCUUCUGAGGGGGUGUUGUGCUGAUCUCUCCUUUUUGAAUCUUUCCAAAAAUUCCUUCUCCCACAGAAAAGUCAAAGAUGCUCUGCCACUGUUCCGCCAGUUCUUCAGCUUGGCCUUCAGCCUCACUCACAUCAGCCUGGCUUCUAUGAAGCUGCCUCCUGAUGUUCUCAGGGCUCUUCUCACAGGGUUGACCACAAACCCACACAUCAAUGACCUUCAUCUGGACAUCAGUGGCUGUGAGCUGAGGACUGCAGGGGCUGCUGUAAUCCAGGAGCUCCUCCCACGGGUAUCAUCCAUUGGCACUCUGGAUAUCUCCGACAACGGUUUUGAUGCAGACAUGAUCACAGUGCUGCCAGCUCUCUCCAGACACCCCUCCCUCAAACACCUGCAUUUGGGCAAGAACUUCAACAUCAAACACAGGGUUCUGGACGAGGUCCUGCAGAAGCUAGUUCAACUAAUACAGGAGGAGGAUUGUGCCCUGCAGACACUGUCACUGACCGAGUCCCGUCUGCGCUCCAGGGGGACCGUACUGGUCAAUGCCCUGGGCAGCAACACCUGCCUGAGAAAAGUGGACCUGAGUGGCAACAGCAUGGACGACAUCGGGGCCAAGAUGCUGAGCAAAGCCCUGCAAAUCAACACCACACUCAGGAGCGUAAGCUGGGACCGCAACAACACCUCUGCGGCAGGGUUUCUUGAUGUGGCUCGUGCACUUGAACAUAACUUUACAUUGCAGUACAUGCCUCUUCCUCUGAGUGACAUCAGCCAGGCGUACCGCAGUUCCCCUGAGAAGACAGAGCAGGCUUUGACUAAGAUCCAGCGAGCGCUGGUGAGGAACAACCAGACUCAGCGUUUCUCUCAACGCCAGGCCCUGCGUCUGCACCAGGGUCUCGUCACCAGCACCGCCGAACAGGUGAUGGAGCGCCUCUGUGUUCGUGUACAGCAGCAGGUGUGUGUGUUAAGAGGUGUCGGGGAGAUGGAGGAGGUUCAAGCUGCUAAACAAGUGCUAAAGGAAGCAAGAAAUUCCCGUGCUCUCUACCCUUCACUGUGUGAGCUGGCUCAUGUGCUGUCGGUGGACGGGCCGGUGAGGCAGCGGCUGGAUUCCCUGGCCGUUGAACUCGCCAAAGCUGCAGAUAAGGAGCUUCAGGUGAUUGUGGACUCCAUGGUGUCUCUGUGUCGCGAGCUCUGUCCUUCAUCAUCCGCUGCAGCAGAGCGACUCAGUCCCUCGCUCUCAUCCGUCUCUGAACGCGUGUCCAUCCCACGCUCUGCCAUUCGGACAGCUCUAAUGGAAAGAGCAGCGCAAGACAUUCACCGAGCUUUAGAAGAAGUGAAGCUCUCAGUGGUUUCCUAUCUCACCAACUCCAUUGUGGACCAAAUCCUGCAGGAGCUCUACACCACCCAUAAAACACUGACACGACAGGUGUCCCACGUGAAGCGGUGGGAAGGGAUGUGUGAGGACGGGACGGGUUGGAGGUUCAACAGACACAGAGACUCUUUGGACAUCACUGACGAGGAGCUUGGCGCCAACAUUGACACAAUAGCUAUUAAGAAGCGCAGCUCGAGAACAAGACGAAUACGACCCGUCUCCACAAGACUGAGUUUAUGCGACGACUCCAGCUCCUCUCCGCCUCCCUCCCUGCCAUCGUAUUCAUCGCCACUGUCCCGCUCGGCAUCUUGGGAAGGCUUGUCAGAGCUGCCUACACAGGGCUUGCCUCUGCAUCAUGUUACACGAGUCCGGCCGAGACCCCCGCGCAGGCACAAAGGAGGGAACAUAACAGCUGAGACAGACUGCAGUGAAAAUGGAGGAAUAAGCCCUCUUGAUGAUGGCCUCCCUGACUUUUACUCCAAAAGAGUUCUCCCUGACAGUCAGCUUUCCUCUUUGCACAAAGCUCACUCUCUGAGAAGGAAAAAAAGGAGAAACAUGCUCGCCAUAUUUGGUUUUCGAAAAAACCGCAGCAACACUCAGGCCGGUCAGGGACCCCCGGAGUGUGAUGCAGAGAUUUAUGGAGAUGGAUGUCACACUGUUGCUACAGCUCCCACAGGCACUGCCACAGAGAACGUGUACACACUCCUGCAACCUCUGAGAAUCGCUACCAGAGCCAUUUCUCCUGGAGAAGGACCUGAUGGAAAAUCAAAUGAUCACCAGGGCAAGAAUACUCUAGUCCUGAGUCCACCACCACUGCCAGGAAUACUUCACCCAAGUGUGGGGGGGAACAAACACCCCUUCUAUUCCCCUAAAGAGAGAGCGGAUGGAGACGUGGUGUUUGAUCAGACGGAGGAGACAGACAAGUUCUGGGUAGAUGAUAAACAGAGAAGCACUCAAGCGCUACAUGCUGACAAGCUGUGGUUGGAGACUAAACAGAGUGAGCAGCAUGCAGAACGGCAGCAGUAUGACGACACGCUGCAGGAAAAAACAUUUGGAGAAGCAGGGGCAACUGAGAGACAAACAGACAGAUACUGGACUGAGAGCAGACACCCAGAAAGGCACGUGGAAAAGCAGUGGACAGUCGACCGAUACACGCAGCGGCAAAUUGACAGAAAGAUAGAGAGACAGUGGAUGGGCGGGAGGCAAAUAGAGAGGUUAUGGUCUGAGAAUAAGCCAACCGACUUAGGAGUGGACAAUCAGUGGACUGAGGGCAGGCAACACGGCAGGAAGACCGAAAGACAUGUUCAACCACUUAGCUUGUCUCAGAGGCCGCUGCCUCCAUACCCAUCAGAUCAGACGCCUUCGCCAAAAACAGAGACAGAUACGAUGAUUGGCUUAGAGCUGUCCCUUACAGAGUGGCAGCAGCAGGACACACUGGGAGACAGACACAUGUUCACUGACAGUGCUGGAGCCUUCACAGAAGGAUGGAGAAGCAGUGCAGGGGGAGCUGGAGGCAGAUCUGGUCUCUGUGCAUCGAAACCAGAUCCCCCACCACAAAGCAGUAAACCUAACCUGACCAAACUGAGGCCGAGACAUCGACUGGAGAGUGCAGAUGCUCUACCACGUCUGCCUUCCUUACCAGGUACAGAUGAAGAAGGAGAGCUGGAAACUGAUCCAGGGAAAAUAGAAAAGAAAGAAAGAGAAAAAAGACGAAAUUCGGAGAGCCAGCCUCCACCUAUUCCAGAAAAGCCAAAGACAUCAACGUUUGUGACUUUUUCAAAAGACUCAUCUAAUGAGAGAAACCUACCUCCUCCUCCUGUGCCACCUCCUGUUGUGAAGCCACUGCAUGGAUUACCAGACCGGGCUGCAAGUCAAGGUGAAGAAGGCCUCAGACCUCAGGCACCAGUGAAACCCCAGAGAAACAGAAAGGCCAUGUCUUGUGAUGCAGGCACUGACAGAGAAAGUCCUAAUAAUGUUGAGAAGCCCCCAAAUCGCAAACCCCCUGUGAAAAAACCUAGACUUCCCCAAAACAGAAAUAAGUCACUGGACUUGUCUGACAGCUUCAACUCUGCACCUGGUCAAAGUGAGCUGUUGUGAGAGGCCACCAUUGCCCCCCCCCCCUCCCCUGCUGUCCAACAGGUGUUGUCAUGACAACCGUGGAGCAUUCGUCUGACAAACAAAAGAAACGGCAUCUGAGAGGAGACAGAGACACAAAUAGAUCAUAACACGUCUGUCACUUGUUUGAGUUAAAACUGUCACUUUUCUGAACAACAAAGGAUGUUUCUCCUUCUUUGACAUCACUGUGCUUUUGUUUUUUUUCCAGUACAAAAAAAAAUAGGUUUUUUUUUGUGUGUGUGGCUUUUGGUGUUUUAUACCAGUUUGCAUCCCUAGGUAACCAAAACAAUCACGACCCUUUGUGCCAAUGGACAGUGGGCUGGGCAUUCAAACAUUGUGGCUUCGUGAGACAGAAGACAAAGUAUGUCUUGAUUAGAAUGUAAUUUCCUAAAUGUACUAUACGUUUUAACUGCUGACACAGAUGAUUGCCUUGG